This is a messenger RNA of Aspergillus piperis CBS 112811, 1511 nucleotides long. RefSeq names its product P-loop containing nucleoside triphosphate hydrolase protein. Gene Ontology annotation, molecular function: ATP hydrolysis activity; ATP binding. Lineage: Eukaryota; Fungi; Ascomycota; Eurotiomycetes; Eurotiales; Aspergillaceae. The coding region runs from base 307 to 1440 and encodes 377 amino acids. The record is from RefSeq and is a predicted model, not a curated record. The transcript has 3 exons.
GGCCUGAAGUGGGACAAUGUCGAGCAGCAGUUGAAGAAAUUCUCAUUUACAAGGUUCCAGAAUUUGCCGGUCGCAAAUCGAUUACGUCGCUACCUCUUGUCCCACUCAGAUAUAGAGGCGAGCGCUCCGUUGAUGAGAUUAACAGAUCCCUCGCGGAAAGAGGGCGACGCUGGUGGAAGCUCAUCGAAGCGCGAACAUCUUGCCUCGAUUACAACGGACUUGCAUUCUCGCUUGGUGGUGAGAGGGAUAACGUAUACAACCCCCAAAAGCGGACGAGGGUAGGUUCGCCGCAGUGAACUAUAAUUUAUGUUGGGGUUCAAGGAGCUGAACUGUCGCCAGGUUGAGGGAAGGGUGAUUAUCGACGAAGAUGCGAAGGAAGUGUUGCCCUACAAGUUUAUGAGCCUUUUGCCCAAGAGGGAUAACAAUGAGUAUAUUGUUCCUUCAAUCAAACAAAAGGAAGGAAAUCAGCAGGACAGCUUACAGCCCACGGCUGAGUUGACCGAUGAGCAGGCGAGAUUAUGCCCUGCUAGCAUAGGUUGUCAUAGUCUCUCUGAUAUGCAGCUCUAUGCCGCUAGUGUUGAGCGGUUGACACCAGUAGCAUGGGAUGUGGGCGCUAUGGAUCACCUUGUGUUGGAUGAAAAGAAGAAGGACAUUUUAAAGGGCCUAGUCGGCCAACAUUAUAAUAGCCAGGAUCAUGAUAUGAGAAGUGAUAUUAUCGACGGGAAAGGAAAAAGUCUGAUAAUUCUGCUGCAUGGGCCCCCAGGUGUUGGCAAAACACUCACGGCCGAGUGCGUCUCAGAAGCUGUUAAAAGGCCACUCGUUUCACUUAGCAUUGGCGAUCUGGUAUGGGAAGAUAAGAGGCUUCAACAGCGCCUGCAGGUAGAGUUCAAUCGAGCUAGAGACUGGAACGCCAUUCUUCUGCUGGAUGAAGCGGAUGUUGUUCUCGAGGCGAGGUCUUUUGAGGACGUACGCCGGAAUGGUAUUGUAACUGUAUUUCUUCGACAGCUAGAAUACUUCCAGGGUGUGUUAUUCCUAACUUCAAAUCGUGUUAGCACGAUGGACGUAGCGUUUCAGUCCCGCAUCCAAAUUGGAAUUUCCUUCAGGGAAAUGACCCCCGCCACCCGCGCGCAGAUCUGGGAACGACUGCUUUCCUUGAAUGGCAGAGAUAAAAUGAUUGGGCCAAGUGCAGUUGAAGAUGUCAAGCAUAGACUGGGAAAAUUCCAGUUGAAUGGCCGGCAAAUACGAAACGUGCUGAAUGUUGCGGAUGGCCUUGCCUUCAACGAGUACGGGAUACCCGGGAAGUUGAAGUAUAGACAUAUACAGGAGGCCGUGGAAACUGCUGUGGAGUUCCAGAAGAUGUUGGAUGAGUCAAAGAAGAGAAUGAAGAACGAACAGACCGUCUGGGCCAUGUAUCGCGGUGACAAUGACUUCUCUAUCUAGUCACGAGUCAAUGCAGCGCUGAUGUGACGAUAUAUGCCUAGUUUGACCAGUGCCUGUUGUCACACCUGUAC